Messenger RNA from Neoarius graeffei (lesser salmon catfish), 2619 nucleotides. RefSeq names its product ganglioside induced differentiation associated protein 2 (gene gdap2). NCBI's taxonomy places the organism in Eukaryota, Metazoa, Chordata, Actinopteri, Siluriformes, Ariidae. The record is from RefSeq and is a predicted model, not a curated record. The coding region runs from base 412 to 1893 and encodes 493 amino acids. The transcript is spliced from 15 exons.
GUUAAAAAGAAAACCGAAUCAACAAGCUCUGAAAAAGUCACAUACUAUACAAAUUCUUAGCAACCUUUUUCGUGUCAAGCAGAUAUCGAGACUAUUGCGAGGAUCCCUUAGGAGGAAAGUUCCGGAAGUGGAUGUGUGUUCUUACUGAGAAUCAGCUGACCCCACGCGGUACAUAAUACAGAGUGAGUCAAUAGAUGUUGCAAAUGUAAUAAUAUGUGAUUGAGAGCCUUUUAAGGAACGUUUGUGCAAUGCUAAGCUUCUUGGGGAUAUUAUAAAACGCACGUUCACUGUUAGAUUGAGUUAGUAGUGUUUUUGGAGGUGGAUUUGUUUGAGCUAGCGUAGAGCAGUGGGCUGCACUGAGACCGCUCCAGCAGGUUUAUAGAGUUCACCGCAGCCCUGUGGAUCAGCGACAUGGAUCCAUUGGGCGCUCGCUCUCAGUUUGUGUAUGUGGAGACUCUUCCCACAUGGGACCAGCCUGAAGAUAUGGUUGAUGGCAAUGAGGAAGCAAAGUCUCAUCAUACGGAGGAGAGCAACGAGGUGACUGAUGUAAACCAAGGAAACUCUCCUGUUUCUCCAUUUCCAUUCAGAGAGGAUAUCAACAGGAAAAUUAUUCUCUUCAGAGGCGAUGUGGCACUUUUGAACUGCACUGCCAUUGUGAAUACAAGCAACGAGACCCUUACAGACAAGAACCCGAUCUCAGACAGCAUUCACAGACACGCAGGCCCUGAGCUCCGAGAUGAACUUUUCAAACUGAAAGGAUGUCGUACCGGAGAGGCAAAAAUGACCGAAGGCUUCAACUUGGCUGCAAGAUUUGUUAUACAUACAGUUGGCCCCAAAUAUAAAGCCAAGUAUCGCACAGCUGCUGAGAGCUCCUUAUACAGCUGCUAUAGAAAUGUCAUGCAACUUGCCAAGGAGCAUGGCUUGGCCUCUGUGGGUCUUUGUGUGAUCAGUACUGCAAAGAGAGGAUAUCCCAUUGAAGAUGCUACUCACAUAGCCUUCCGGACUGUGCGCAGGUUUCUGGAGAAUCAUGGAGAAAGCAUAGAGGCUGUGGUGUUUGCAGUGUCAGAUACUGAAGAGGCAGUGUAUAGGAAGUUCUUGCCACUUUAUUACCCACGCUCUAAGGAGGAGGAGAGAAGCAGUCUGCCUUUACUGCCCCCCGAUAUCGGGAAUGCCGAGGGGGAGCCGGUGGUGCCUGAGAGGCAGAUCCGCAUUACUGAGAAGCCUGGCAGCCUGGAUGAUGGUGCUGAGGAGGAUUCUGAAGACUCAGACCUGGGACUUGUGGGUAAUCAUGCUUUUGCAAGAAUGGAAGGAGAUGUGGAUAAGCAGCGAAGGCUCAUUCUUCAGGGUCAGCUCUCUGAAGCGGCUCAACAGAAACAGCACCAGAGGACCUAUAACCGCUGGCUGUGUAGAGCGCGAGCAGAGGACCUCUCGGACAUAGCGGCGCUAAAGGCUUUGUAUCAAACUGGUGUUGACAUGUGUGGCAGAACAGUAAUGGUGGUGGUAGGCAGAAACAUUCCAGUAACUCUCAUUGAUAUGGAGAAGGCUUUGUUAUAUUUUAUCCAUGUGAUGGACCACAUCACUGUAAAGGAAUAUGUGAUGGUGUAUUUCCACACACUCACCGGUGAACAUAAUCACCUAGACACCGAUUUCCUCAAGAAGCUCUAUGACAUUGUUGAUGUGAAGUUUAAAAAAAAUCUGAGGGCUUUCUACUUUGUUCAUCCUACAUUUCGCUCAAAGGUAUCCACAUGGUUCUUCACUACGUUCAGUGUUCCUGGAAUGAAGGAGAAAGUCCAUCACAUAGAGAACCUGCAGCAGCUCUUCACUUGCAUCCUACCUGACCAGAUAGACAUCCCCCCCUUUGUACUGGAGUAUGACACGAGGGAGGUCUGGUGAGCAGUCGGUGUUCCAGUUCAUCACAAGUGUUCAUUGGAGUUGGGUUCAGUGCAGGACACAGGUUCAUCCACACCAACCUUGGCAAACCAUGUCUUCAUGGAGGUUGCUUUUGGGCAAAUGGGCAUUGUCUUGUUGGAACAGAUGAAGGGCUCAUACUGAACUGUCCAGUCAUCAAGCCUAUAAAGUAAAUCCUGCAGGUGGUUUUGCUGGGCCCAGUUCUUUCAGGGCCAGCAUUUGGCUGAGCUCACAACUGGAUGUGAUUUUGCACUUACAUGUACUCAGUAUUAUGGGUAUGUUGGCAUGGGGAAGUCUGUCCCUCCCAUUACAGUAAUGCAUGUGAAAGUGCAAAAGGAGACACUCGGUGCCCUCUCUUCCACUCCUGACAUUUGCACUGGUAAGAUUUCCCUGACUGGUGCAUGUGAUUUUGAAGAGAAAAGCAAAAAGGUAAAUUGUUAAAUGCUUUCAAGUGUCUAUUGAUUUUCUAGCAGUGUUUUAAAAAAAAAAUCACCACAACUCUGUACGUUUGUUUGGUGUUCAGAAGAAUCCUAAUCCGCCAUCAGUGACUUCCUUUUAUUCUUAUUUCACAUAGUCUGAUUACUGCCUUGGUACCUAUAUGAGCUGCUUUGUUUCUAAAUGUGAUUACAUCCAAAUUGCCAUGACUGAACUGUGGCCAAAUGAAAUGUAAAUGGUGUUAAUUAAAAUCUUUUUUUCUUUAAAUAUUUAAAA